This is a messenger RNA of Pyrus x bretschneideri (Chinese white pear), 3063 nucleotides long. Its product is annotated as receptor-like protein EIX2. The record is from RefSeq and is a predicted model, not a curated record. NCBI's taxonomy places the organism in Eukaryota, Viridiplantae, Streptophyta, Magnoliopsida, Rosales, Rosaceae. Bases 1 to 3063 code for a protein of 1020 amino acids. Gene Ontology annotation, molecular function: protein binding. The transcript has 4 exons.
AUGGACCUCCGGAAUCCAUAUGACUUUUUGGACGAUGAUGAGUAUGAAGAGUGGAGAAAUGCUUCUUUGAGAGGUAAGAUAAAUGCUUCUCUGUUGAGCUUGAAACAUUUAAAUUACCUGGACUUGAGCCUGAAUUCGUUUGAUAGCAUUCAAAUUCCUAAGUUCAUUGGGGAGCUUAAAAGUUUGCAAUAUCUCAAUCUCUUCUAUGCGUCAUUUAGAGGAGAGAUUCCAUCUUCUCUUGGUAACCUGUCAAGCCUAAAUUUUCUUGAUCUCGGGUGGAACGGGAAUGGGUUUGACUUAUCUUCCAAAAAUUUGAAUUGGCUUUCUCACCUCACUUCCCUGAAAUACAUUAAUCUCAAUGGCGUUGAUCUUAGCAGCACAAGAGUCAGUUGGGCAUAUGAUAUUAACAUGCUUCCUUCAUUGUUAGAGUUACAUUUAUCUUCGUGCAAAAUUGAAAGCAUUCCACUCUCACUGCAGAGCAUUAACUUCCUUCCACUUUCACUACAGAGGAUUAACUUCACAUCACUGUUGGUCAUUGAUAUGUCGUUUAAUGGCAUUAAAAGUUCUUCAUUUCCCGACUGGUUUUUUAAUCUUACCAACCUCGUAACACUUGAUCUAUCCUGGAAUGAUUUCUGGGAUUCUUUUCCAAGUGAAUUUUCAAACUUCAAAUCUCUGCAAAACCUUGAUUUAUCUCAUACAGGCUUAAAAGGUCAAAUUCCUAAAGUCAGUGGAAAUUUGUGCAAGUUAAAAGUCUUAAGUCUUUCAGGGAACAAAUUUGAUGGGGGGAUUGAAGAGUUCUGGAGGAGUCUCUCAAAUUGUCCAAGUAAUACAUUAGAGUCACUAGAUUUGUCUUAUUGCCAGCUUGAAAGCCAAUUGCCGGUCUUUUUAGGAAUGUUCAAAAGUUUGCAGAAUCUCAACCUUGGAGAAAACAAUUUGUGGGGCUCAAUUCCAGAUUCCAUCGGAAACUUGUCAUCCUUGAGAACACUAGCCCUCAAUUCUAAUAAUUUGUCGGGCUCAAUUCCAGAUUCCAUCGGAAACUUGUCGUCCUUGAGAACACUAGACCUCAGUUAUAAUAAGAUGAACGACUCAAUUCCAGAAAGUAUUGGACAGCUCUAUGAGCUAGUUUCCCUACUUCUGCUUGGUAACUCAUGGGAAGGCAUUCUAACGGAAGCCCAUUUCAUAAAUCUUACCAGAUUACAAGAUUUUCAAGUUGGAAAUAUAAACCGACCCACGUCCCUCAUUCUCGACGGGGCUUAUGACAUGGUUCCUCCUUUCAAGCUCUUCACAAUUUAUAUCAUAAAUUGUCGGAUAAGUCCUGGUUUUUGGGUAUGGCUUCAAACUCAAACUGAACUGUCUGAUGUUGCCCUUAUGGGUAAUGGAAUCUCGGAUUCCAUACCAGAGGAAUGGUUGUUGAAGAUAUCUUCCCAAUGUGGCUAUCUAGACUUGUCUUACAACCACUUUCGUGGAAACUUUCCAUCCCAUUUAAAAUUUCCAAAUUUAACGUAUAUUGAUUUGAGUCAUAAUCAGUUGGAGGGCCCUCUACCACUUUGGUGUUUCCCUAAUGUUGAUUCCCUUUAUCUAGAAGGUAAUUUAUUUUCUGGGCCAAUCCCCUCAAAUAUUGACCAAAUGAUGCCCAAGUUGGAAGAAUUGUUACUUGAUGAGAAUCAUUUGAAUGACACUAUUCCUCCCUCUAUUUGUAAGAUGCAGAAGUUAAAAAUCUUGUCUCUAAGGAGCAAUCAGUUUUCGGGAGAACUCCCUCAUGCAUGGAAUAUGGAGAGCAUUAUGGUGUUUUUAGAUGUUGGUCAAAACAAUCUGUCUGGUAAGAUUCCCACUUCAUUGGGGGUACUACGUUCCCUGGAAAUUUUAAAGCUCAACGACAACAAUUUUGGUGAUGAAAUUCCUGAUGCCUUGCAAAAUUGUUCAAGUUUGAGGAGUAUUGAUCUUGGAGACAACAAGUUAUCUGGGAAAAUACCUCUAUGGAUAGGAGGGUCAAACGUAUCUAAGUUGUCUAGGGUACGAUUACGGUCCAACUAUUUUAGUGGAUGUAUUUCCCAGCAACUGUGCAAUCUUCAAGGCCUUCACAUCCUCGACCUUAGUCACAACAGCCUUUCAGGUACUAUUCCCAUGUGUUUGGAUAACUUAACUUCGCUAGUCAAUGAUGAUUCUUAUGUAGAACGUUAUGAUGGGUUUGAGCAAGCCACACUGACACUAAAAGGAGAAGAACUUGUGUACAACACAACUCUAUAUCUUGUAAAGAGCAUUGAUCUUUCAUCAAACAAUUUAAAAGGUGAAAUCCCUGAAGAAAUAAGCAGCCUCAUUAUGUUGGGCACCUUGAAUUUGUCCAUGAAUCAAUUAAUUGGAAAGAUCCCUUCCAAGGUCGGAAACUUGCGUUGGCUUGAAACUGUUGAUCUCUCACACAACCACCUUUCGGGACAGAUUCCUCAAAGCUUGUCAUCUUUAACCUCUUUGUCCCACCUGGACUUGUCUUACAACAACUUGUCUGGAAGAAUUCCUACUGGAAACCAGCUUCAAACGCUCAAUUUUUCGUCCAUUUAUGUGGGCAAUCAAUGGUUAUGUGGCGUUCCUCUCUCAACUAAGUGCCCUGAAGAUGACCCUUUUAUUGCUAAGGAUGCAAAGGAGGAGAAUGAAGAUGGAAAGGAUAAGUUGUGGCUCUAUGUCAGUGUGGUACUUGGCUUUAUCGUAGGCUUUUGGGGCGUUUGCGGCACAUUGAUCUUAAAGACAUCGUGGAGCUCCGGCCCCAGGUGCGUGCAGGCGAUGUGGGCCUGGUCAACGAUGUCUUCAUUCACAGUUCCGGACAACAGUUCUGAACCUCUGGCGAUUCCGACUGAGAAAGAGGUCAAUAACAGCAAGGUUCGUGAUGAAUUUUGGGUUUGUAACUUGUCACAGGAAAAGGAAUACAGAGAUGCACUUGAGGCUUUCAAUGAAAAGAACAUAGAGAAAGUGCAACUUAUCACAAAGCUAAGGGAGCUGGUGAGCGAAAGUGAGAAGACGAGGAUGAAGAAGCUGGAGGAGAUGAGCAAGAACAUAGAAGCGUUAAAGUGA